UGGCUGCUUUUUACGCUGUUACGCAGAGGGCAGGCUCACCUGCUGAAACGCUUGCAAGUGCACUUCGCCAUUCAGCACAACAGAGCCCUCUUUCAGCGCUCACCUCCAAUUAAUAUCCGAGCCUGCGAGGUCAGCGCUUUAUUAUUGUUGUUGUUUUUCCUUUUUCCCCUCCUCUUCCUCGGGUUUGUCCCGGUUUUUCUUGCUUUGUUUUUGAUCCGAGGAGCUCGGGUAUUUUGCCAUGUUUCCUGCGUAUGGAUUGCCUCUGCGAUAGUAGGCGAACAAAGCGCAUCAAGUCUCUCCAGAGAGCUGCUUCCUUUCAGAUUCACGGAUUUUGGUCAGUGAGUAAACUUCUUUGGAUAAACCACACGCAUCGUCGACGGGUUUUCGUCGUUGAUCAGCUCCUCGUUGCUAAUUCACUUGGAAAGAGAGCUCUGUUAAAGAUGGAUAGGCUACGCCAGACGGAUUGGCAUUUAAUUUAGGAAACACCCGAUCCCAAUGCUGGACAGAAAUAAUGGCAUGAUUUUGGAUAGCACCGGACGCGUUAUUGGUUUCCUGGGAGUUGAUGCUUAAAGUCAACAGAACAGUCUUGUAAGAGCGAGUGCUUAAUUUCCCCAGACUCGAAAAUACUACAAAUCUAAAAUAGUGAGACCAUCACUGAAAUAAACUAUGGAGCACACUGGGAUCGAGGAGGUGAACCAGACGCACCAGCAGCAACAUGAGCCCAUCAGCUUCGGAAUCGACCAAAUCCUCAACAGCUCGGACCAGUCCAGCGGCUGCAUGCUGCCCAACCGGACCGGCGACCCGGAUUACGCGCUGGCCCCCAACGUCUACAGCAACGGCUACAACAGCGUCUACAACCCGGCCUGUUCCUACAACGUCAACAUGAACAUGAACGUCAGCAUGAACAUGAACAUGAACGUAAACGUGAACUCCGGGAACUCGGGCGGGGUGAUCCGGGUGCCGGCCCACAGACCGAUGCCGCCUCCGCCUCCACCGUCGGCGGCUGCCGCGCCGCAUCCGCCCCCCGGAAUCCCCGCUGUGCCUGGCAUGGGGAUGGGCAACCCGGCCAACUUCACCUUCCCAUGGAUGGAGAGCAGUAGGAGGUUUGCCAAGGACAGACUAACAGGGGAGGAGGCAGAGGAGAGCCGAGCUGGGGAGGCCACAGGGGGGCCGGAGGCUGCCGGGUCCCUCUGUCCUCUCCCAAAGGGAGACAUCGGCAGGGUCCCUGUCUGGAGCACGGUGGAGACAUUAGCAAAAUGCUAUUACCCAGAACUCGCUCACCUGCGAGACAGCAAUGGUCUUCUGGCAGACUAUCCUUUUCCAAAGGGGGCUUGCCCAGCUGCCCUCUCACCCUUCUCGGUGACCCGCCGCAUCGGCCAUCCCUACCAGAACCGGACGCCGCCCAAGAGAAAAAAGCCCCGCACGUCCUUCAGCCGGGUGCAGAUCUGUGAGCUGGAGAAACGCUUCCAUCGGCAGAAGUACCUGGCGUCGGCUGAGCGUGCCACUCUGGCGAAGGCCCUCAAGAUGACAGAUGCACAAGUCAAGACCUGGUUUCAGAACAGGCGGACAAAAUGGCGGAGACAAACUGCAGAGGAAAGGGAGGCAGAGAGGCAGCAGGCCAACCGGCUGAUGCUGCAGCUUCAGCAGGAAGCUUUCCAGAAGACGUUGAGCCAGCCGCUGCAGCCAGAUCCCCUCUGCCUGCAUAACUCCUCCCUCUACGCCCUGCAGAACUUGCAGCCUUGGGCAGAAGACAAUAAGGUGACCUCCGUCACCUCUGUGGCUUCUGUGGUGUGACCGUGUGGGUGUGAAUGUGUGUCUGGAAGAGAAAAGGGAGGGAGGGGAAAGGGACAAAGUUUGGAAUGAAAUGCCUAUAUCCAAGUGCCGUCAGAAUAAAAAGGACAAAAGUGAGGAAAAUCCUCAUUUUCUCCUAAAAUCUUCUCACUAAUCUGGGAGAUCAUAGACAAAGGAAAAUGAUGCUUGCUUUGCAGGGAAAGACUGAGUGGACAUUGUGCUUCCUCACUCACUGAUCAUUACCAGCAACAUGGUGGGGGAAGCGAACGUAGACAGAGACGGCUAUAUGUUACUGUCAGGAUCUACAGAAACACACUGUGCGGACCUCAGAGCACAGGAGCCGCACUUAGAUGCUGUUUGUCAAAAUUAAGCAAGUCUACAAGUGUUAUCUAAGAAAUCUAAAGUCUGUUGAGUCAUACCCUGCCUUACACCAAGUUUCCGCUUUUC
Molecule: messenger RNA, 2238 nt
Organism: Poecilia reticulata (guppy)
Lineage: Eukaryota; Metazoa; Chordata; Actinopteri; Cyprinodontiformes; Poeciliidae
Product: T cell leukemia homeobox 2
Biological process (GO): animal organ development; regulation of transcription by RNA polymerase II
Cellular component (GO): nucleus
Molecular function (GO): RNA polymerase II cis-regulatory region sequence-specific DNA binding; DNA-binding transcription factor activity, RNA polymerase II-specific
Source: RefSeq, a predicted model, not a curated record